This is a messenger RNA of Lagopus muta (rock ptarmigan), 1413 nucleotides long. RefSeq names its product calcium/calmodulin dependent protein kinase II inhibitor 1 (gene CAMK2N1). Bases 170 to 403 code for a protein of 77 amino acids. The record is from RefSeq and is a predicted model, not a curated record. Gene Ontology annotation, biological process: negative regulation of protein kinase activity. Lineage: Eukaryota; Metazoa; Chordata; Aves; Galliformes; Phasianidae. The transcript is spliced from 2 exons. Gene Ontology annotation, molecular function: protein kinase binding; calcium-dependent protein kinase inhibitor activity.
CGCGGGCAGCGCCGGGCGGGCAGCGCCGGGAUGUGACGGGGCGGCCGCCCCGCUCCGCCGAGCCGCAGCCCCAGGGGGGCUCGGGACCCCCCGCGGCCCGGGAGGCUGUCGGGGGGGGGGGGGCGGCGCCGGGCCCCCCUCUGCCACCGCCGCCACCGCCGCCCCGGCCAUGGCGGAGGGGCCGCCGUACGGCGGGGGGCAGCUGGCGGGGGGCGCGGCGGGGGGCGAGCUGCCCUUCCCCGUGCCCCUCCGCCACGGCCCCGACGCGCUGCUGGCGGCCGGGCAGGGCAAGCGGCCCCCCAAGCUGGGGCAGAUCGGACGCAGCAAAAGAGUGGUUAUCGAAGACGAUAGGAUCGACGACGUGCUGCAGAACCUCUCCGAAAAGGCCCCCCCCGGCGUCUAAUGCCCCCUCGGCAGGGAUUUCUGCUCUCUGAGGUUAUCGGCCAAAAUCCCAGCACCGCCGGCACGAGGACGAGCGGCGCAGAAUCCCCCCAAAUGAUGCGAAAUUACACCUAAAAAUAAUAACAAAAACCGAGAACAAAAAAAUCAUCGUCAUCAUCACCCCCCCCCCCCCUUGCUCCCAAAUGCCCCCGAUGCAGUUCUGCCGUGGGGCUGCCCCACGGGGGGUCCCAAGCCCCUCCGAAGCUGCGUUCAGGCGGUGGAACCCAAGCGCAGGUUCCCUUCCCGGCGCUCCGUUCGUUUCGGUUUUUAAUUUGAUGUCUUUGGAUGUUGGCGAAUGCUAUAAACCUAUAGAUAUCUCCGUUUCAUUUCGGUCGCGUUUUGAGGUUGGCGGGGGGGGGGGGGGAAAGAAACUUUUAUAAAGGGAUGGGUUUUGGGGAUGGGGUGGUUGGGGGAGGGGGGGGAAUGGGGUUUUUAUUGACGGCGCUUGCACAAGGGAGCGAUGGGAGGAUGUCUAUGGGGUCGCAGCUUUCCUUACAGCCAUGCAGUGUGGUGUGGGUGACCUUCGUUUGGUUCAUUUUUCUUCCCUCGUGGCAAUUUCCCUCUCUCUCACAGACCGUCCGUAAGGAAACGGAUCGACGCCGACGAGAACUGCUGUCAUCCGGAGUGCCAAAACGCAGGGCUCCGUCGGGCUCUUGUGGGGUUCUUUAUUUUUUUCUUUCCUUCUCUUUUUAAUUUUUAAUUUUUAACUAUUUCGCAUGAGAUGCAAAAAAAAAAAUAAAAAAAUAAAAUAAAAAUAAGAAAAAUUUAAAAAGGGAAAAAAUAUAUAUAUAUAUAUCUAUUCCCCUCUUGUGAUGAGGGUGAUUUUGUUGUAUGUUUGCGGCUCGGAAUGACGGAGCGUGGCCGGGUGUCCUCUCCUCCUUUAUGGGAAUAUCGUGUCUGGUGCACUGUCCUCCACACACAGGGCUAUUUCUGCAAUGAUGUACCAAUAAAAAAGGAAAAUGAGACAAAAGG